Molecule: messenger RNA, 4523 nt
Organism: Tachysurus vachellii
Lineage: Eukaryota; Metazoa; Chordata; Actinopteri; Siluriformes; Bagridae
Exons: 16
Coding region: 338-4030 (1230 amino acids)
Cellular component (GO): nucleus
Molecular function (GO): nucleic acid binding; exonuclease activity
Source: RefSeq, a predicted model, not a curated record
UCUAAUCUGGGGGUGAGGAAAGGGGUAGAAGCAGUAGGGCGGAAGGUUGUAUAAAUGCUCAGAUGUGCUUCUGACACGUCUGUGUAAUGAGAGCGUUUAUUAAAGCGCAUCGUGUCUUUCUCUACGAUGCAACGUUAUUGGACGUGACUCACUAAUGCGUUUAGACUUGUGACAUUACGUGUUUGUUUUCCCAUCUACCUCCACCUGACCAACAUUAGCUCGAUAACACACCCUUUACACCCACCAGAGCACCACAGACCGUGUGCUGAAUAAAUCAGUGCACCGCACGCAUGUCCACACAAACACGCACUAGCUCUUGUGUUCGUGAAAAGCGCCGAUGUUUCCUUCCGCAGGACUCUUUUCUGAAGUGAAAUGUCCUUUUCUCCUUUGGGCCACGUGUGAACGACCUUAUUGUCCAUACAAACACGUCAAAGUAGAAGAGCGCACAGGUGCGUGUGCCGGAAGCGCGCGCGCGCCACCUGAAAAGGGUCAUGGCAAUCAUAACGCUACUAGUAGAACCUUCCACAACCAAGAACAGAGCCACUCUUGUCUUUCAGAGCUGGAAAGGAUCAACAAGCAGAUUGAAGCAGUUAGAAAUGAAGUGGAGAAAGAACAAAAAAGAUUGUCCCGCUACCAGUCUGAGCAGGCCGAGAGUGCUGGUGCUAGCUCGGACGAAUAUCUUGUGACCAGAAAAUCUCAGCGUAAAGACCAGAAUGGAAACCAGCUGACAUGUGAAAAGAACACCGCUGCUGCCCGCAAGUACGUUGUUGAUUGCACCAAACCAAAAACUGAUCUGGAAUAUGACCCUUGCUCAAAUUUUUCUGCUGAUCUGCGAUUUAGCAGCUCCACGGAUAAAAUAAAAUCAACCAGAAAAGCUGGACUGAAACGUGAUCAACAAGAAAAAGGGAAGGGUAAGAGUGCAUCUGCAGAUAAAUUUCCCAAUUCUUCUUGCAAUUUUGAGGAUUCUGAUGAGGAGGGGGAACUAGUCAUUGACAUUCCACCUUUUGAAAAUGAUGGGAGUAAGGGAUCUCUGACAGAAAACUCAUCAGCCGGUAAAAAUUCAAAUUUUAUGAAGAUACCCAGGGAAUCUUCAGAAAUGGCACAUCUUGACACUGACAUGCCACUGCUGGAAAAGAAAGCAGAAAAGAUUAAGCCAGCAAAUAAGGGCAUGUCUAGCGUCAAUGAACGACAAGAGUCACUCAAGUCCUUGUAUGAGGAGACUGAUUUGGUUAAAAGAACACAUCCCAUUCGGCAAAGGGAGAAAACUUAUUACGAAAGAGUACUCGCUGCCGGAAUUCUAGCUAUCGAAGGUGAACAAAAACCCUCAGUUUAUUCCAAGAUAGCCAAGGAAGAACCGUCCAAGAUGAUGAUGGAGAUUGAUGCCUCACCUUCAGAAAAUAAACAAGUGCUUAAUAAGAGCUUGAAACAAAGCUUGGCUGUUUUCAAGAAUGACAAAUGCAAGGAGGAGAUCUUGAAUUAUGCAACAGAAUAUUCUACAGAAUUGCAUGAAAAUGCAGGAUUAUCUUCUUCACAGGUUUGCCAAUUGGAAAAACCUCCACCUGAAAACAGUAUGAACUCUGGUGUUUAUGAAGAGAAAGCACAAAGUAUUGAAACUGUUCUAGACGAUAUAUCCAUCUGCUUGGACCACCUGAGGCGUGAAAGUGAGAGCAUCGCUUGCCUUCAAGAUGUGGACGCGCUCCUCCUUGACAAUAUUCAUUCUGCUCCCACUUGCUCAAAGAUACAAGAUCAUCUUUUACAGCCUGGAACACAAAAGCCACAAAGGCAAACAGAACCUGACUUACUACCAAAUAUCUGGCUCUCCGGUCACGUAAAAAAAAAUGACACCUUGCCCAUUAGAUACUCAUCAGAGAUCCAACAAAAAACAGUAUUCCAGGAUUACCUUCCCACCACUUCAUCUUACCCAGACACAGCUAAGGAUCUUGAAUCUUGUCAAAGCCUUCCAACAUCCGCUGAAACAAAUUGUCCAAUUGCACAUAGAGUCUCAGCAGAACCUGUUGAGAAAUCUGUUCAGAAUGUACCUCUGUACAUUUCUGGAGCAAAUACUGCAAUGGUUCUUUCUUCACAUACGGAGCUAAACCCAGCUGAUACAUCGAUGGAAUUGAUUGGGGGUCAGAACCUGCAGAAACCACCUGCUUUGCUGGGUGCAACAGAUGAGCAGAUGACUGCUGACUCUAGUUCUUCAGAAGAGCUUAAUUACUCAGACCUAGACCUUUCAGAAAGUGAUCCAAUGGAAGAGUGCUACAGAAUCUUUAUGGAAGCCAACAAGGUUGAAGAUCCCACCGUUCAAGGUGACAUGCCAGAAGAGGUUUCAAAGGUGGCAGAAGCUGAUAUGGUCAAGCCAGGACUUGCUCAGAAAAAGAGAGUAGCCCAUGUAGCAAAGUUUGAGGUCAGUAAGAGCAAAGCACAGGUCAUUGUGCCCCUUAGAGAUGGUGGUUCCCAUCUCACCGUGCCCAGCCGGAGUCAGCAGUGCCAGAAGAUGGCAACAUCUCUUACAACAGCAGUGAAAGGGUGCCAAUCUGCUGUUGCAGCCAAUGCACCAAAGCGAGCUCUCGCACCUACUGUCAUGCAUUCAACUGCUGUGCCAAACGACUGUGUGAACAUCCUCCCAGCUGGAACAACCUUGCGAAUCGGCCCAAAUCUUCACCUAAUUGUCCCGGAAGGGACCUGUGCUUUACCAGUAACGCUAAUUCCUGCUGCUACACCUGUAGUACGUCCAGUCCAUCAGCCAGCUCCAAUCCUGCAGCCUAUACAGCCUGCACAACCUGUCAACUACACACCUGCCAAGUCAAUUCCCACCAAGCGCAAAGCAAAAGUGCGUACAGAGGUUGGCAUAAAGGUUCCUCAUGACGUACGGCAGCGUUACGUAAAUCUCUUCGUGGAGGAGUUCCUGAAAACAUCCGCCACUGUGCAAGAUGCCUUUGAAAAGGCACUAGCAGAAGAGAAGACUGUGUUUGAUCGUAGUGUCAAUAAACUGAAGUAUCUAAGCAUAGCAGUAAAUGCACUCAAGAGGCUUAAAAAUCAAAAUGCAACUCCUGCCAAAUUUUCCACCGAAAGUGAUGCACAAGCGUCUAGAGGAAAUGUGCCACUCAAUACUCAAGCACUCCUGCAAAAUGGUGACUCCACACUCUACAAUCAGCUGAAGGAGCACAUUCUAACCAAGGCCCUGUUGAGGGAGAAUAACUAUCCUCACAAACACCCUGAUAAACCUGGCUUUGCCAUUCAGUAUGGUGACACCAAAAAGGGCAGCACUGAUGUUUCCAGGAGACUCUGCUGUCGUUGUGGUACUUCUUUCUCCGUUAGCCAGACAGGAAAGCAUACUCGCAAAGAAGAGUGCAACUAUCAUUAUGGAAAGGUCCUGGAAAACAGAGUACCAGGGGGAGUGGAGACGCGCUAUAGCUGCUGUGAGAAUGCUGUCGGGUCACCUGGUUGCCAAGUGUUCAAGCUCCAUGUCCAUGAUGCGAUGAGUCUCCAAGGGUUUGUUAGUAGCCUCCCUCAGACCCAUAAAGGCUGCCCAGACAUUUAUGCUAUAGAUACUGUUAUGUGCUAUACUACUCAGGGUCUGGAACUGGUAAGAGUCACUGUGGUGAACAGCAAUCUUCAGGUCGUCUAUGACACCUUUGUUAAGCCUACCAACGAGGUCAUUGACUACAACACCAGGUUCUCAGGAGUCGGUGAGGAUGAUGUGAAGAACAGUAGUUUGUCUUUGUGUGAUGUGCAAACUGUGCUUUUGAGCUUCAUCAAUGAGAGAACCAUUUUAGUUGGGCAUGGUUUGGAAAAUGAUCUCUGUGCUCUGAAAUUUAUCCACAACAAGGUGGUUGACACAUCUGUGGUGUUCCCUCAUCGCCUGGGUCCACCGCACAAGAGGGAUCUCAGAAGCUUGACCGCAGAGUAUCUGAGGAAGAUAAUCCAAGAGAGCGUGGAUGGACAUGAUACCCAAGAGGACGCGACGGCGUGUAUGGAGCUCAUGCUGUGGAAGGUGAAAGAGGAUGCUAAAGGGAAGAAAUGGUGACCUCCGGAAGAAGAAAUCUGAUUACUGCCCUAAUGUGUACUGCUGUAGACUUGUAAAAUUUCACUUGGAACGUUUUUGCUUUAUUAUAAUCGUCACCUGCUGUCUGUAUUAGGGUUGCUGGGAAUGUAAGCAUUGAAAUGAUGAACUGUUUACUCAUAUGUCCAAUAGUUUUUUAUGCUUUUCUUUUUGUUGAUUAUUCGCUUUCAGAAAACAGUAAUUGUUUGUUGCUGGGGUGGUUGUCUUUUGUUCCAUAUGUUUAUUUCAGGUGGAAAUGUAGAAACGUUGUACCUUUAUAAAGUGACAGUGACUUAAGGUACUUAAUUUGACUGAAAUUAACCUCAAAAUCGAUCUUUCUAAAGAAAACCUAUAUAAGGAUACGUAGGGCGACCACUUCAGUGACGAGGAAACGUACAACUUCGUGUCUUUAUUUUCUGAGAGCAUCACAAGGCAGUGUAUUUUGUCAAGUGUUUAUGAAAUAAACUGAUUCACAAUG